ACCCUAUCGUUGGCGCGCGCGGUUCUAUGCCUGGUGAGUGAGUGCCCCUUUGCCGGUUCUUCGAGUCCGAAUCUCAGCACUUCCUCCUUAUCCUCCGUGGUCUUCUCAUCCUCCACCCUCCUCGUCUUCAACGUGAUUUGUCUUUUUAAUAAUAGAUUAUCUUGAAAAAUCCUCAUCCUCGAGCCUGGAUAGAAGGCGAUGCUGUCUCGACUGUACAAGUGAAAAAUUAAUGGAAUGAAGGAGUCUAAUAAUAGUGUGAUAUCUAAUCAUUGGAUUAAUUGCAUAUUAAUUAGCCUGUGACCAAAUUAAAUGGGUCUGUAGUUACGUACAUCUCCAUUAAUCUAUUUCUCAAAUCGAUAUUUUCCUUUAUUAGUAAUGAGUGACUGUUGAUAGUUUCAGUGACUUUUGAAUAUCGCGGAACUGUGAAAAGAGAGUGAAUAUACAGAAUAUUAUUUUAUUCUGUAUUUCAUUAUAGAAAUACGUGAGAUUGUUUGAGAAAUAUACGCGUUUAUCAUCAUUGUCUUUACAACCAUACGCACUUCAGUUGAAGGAUUUGGAAACUGAGCAUAUUUCUUAUAAAAUUGAAUAAGUAACAUCAUUUGGUUUAAAAAAAUACGCCUGUGACGAUUUGGUGCAGCAAGAAGGGAUUAUUGUGACUCGUAGACAAGUGGUGGAAUACUUUUGAGUGGUGCUUUUGUGUAAUGACAGCGUGAGACGACCAUGAUGGAACCAGUCGACGAAGUACCGCCCCCGGUACCAAAGGCGCCGCCCCCAGCAGGCGAUCUCGAGGAACGCCGCAAGUCACUCGGCCUCUUGCGGGAAAUUUCGACCACGUGGUCGGCCGAACCCAACCCCACGCCACACGCCAAGUACACCCUCAGUGAAGAGGAAGGCGCUUGUGGAGGCGGCGCUAUUGAUGUGGUGGCUAUUGAGAAAGAAAGGGGAAAGGAGAAAGAAGAAGAGAAAGAAAAAGAAGAGUCUGUGAACGAUGUGCGGCCCGCCCCCGCCCUAAAGCCACCCCACAAUCCGCCCCCGCGGAUGUCGACCAUGGAAGAGGAGGUGAUCCGUGACCGACUUCGCCUGACGCUGCUCAGGGAGUGCGCUGUCAUCCUGGAUGCCGAGCCCCGCUACACCCGCGACACAUUCCGAAGGGCCUUCUUGAACAAGGAGCUGCUGAGUAAACUGUUCCAACUAUUCGAUCAAGACCGAGAUGGCCAACUCGAUCAAGAGGAUUGGAUUGAGUUCUUGAAGGAGCGCCUCAUCGGAGAGAAGCAGAUCGACCUGGCAGAACAACUGGAGAGCGUGGCCUAUGUGUUAUGUGGAGAGGACACCAUAUCUCUGGACAGGUUCUGUCAACUCUUCCAAGCUAAAGGGAUAGUUGAUAAACUGUACCGGCUAGUGGACACCGAUUCAGAUGGAAUAGUAGCACCUGGACAGAUCAUGGAGUUCCUCUCCAAUUUGACUGUUAUUCGACCUAGAACUGGAUUUGACAAAGGAAACUUGGAAUGGCUUGAACAGCUUUUCAGACAGACUGUUGGAAAUGAAGAGGAAAUCAAAAGAGAGGACUUCAAAAAAAUCCUCAUCACAAAAAAUCCAUUUUUCACCGACAGAGUAUUCGAGAUUUUUGACAAGGACAAUUCAGGCUCUAUAUCCAUGCAAGAAUUCUUAGAAUCGAUGCAUCAAUUCGCAGGGAAAUCCCCUGAUGACAAAAUACGCUUUCUUUUCAAAGUUUAUGACUUAGACGGUGACGGACUAAUUCAGCAUAAAGAGCUGCAGCAUGUGAUGCGAGCGUGUAUGGAAGAGAACGGCAUGCGGUUCAGUGAGGAUCAGAUCGAUGACCUCACCAUGGCACUCUUCGAAGACGCUGACUCGGAGUCACGUGGUGCUAUUACCUACGAAGAUCUCAAAAAUCAAUUAGAGAAGCAUGGAGGUCUGUUAGAAAAUCUAUCAAUCAGCAUCGACCGAUGGUUGGUACCUCCGAAGCCCAAUCAAAAACCAACAUCGAUUCUCAGAAAACUAUCCGAAAUGAAACCAUACCAGUUGUCUCGACCUUACAUGAAGAACAACUAUGUUUAUUUGAUAUUUCUAGCACUGUUUUUAGCUGUGAAUAUCGGUCUAUUUGUAUCAAGAGCAAUAGAAUAUAGGAAUAGUAACUUCUACGUUAUAUUCGCUAGAGCUUGUGGUCAAUGCCUCAAUUUCAACUGUAUGUUUGUGCUUGUGCUCAUGUUGAGGCAUAGUAUUACAUUCCUCAGGACAAGGGGAUUCAGCAGUAUUUUACCUCUAGAUCAGCACAUAUACUUCCACAAACUCACUGGAGUGCUUAUCUUCACAUACAGUGUUUUUCACACCAUCAUGCAUUUGUUGAAUUUCACUCUGGUGGUGGUGAAUGAUGGGUGGCUAAAUGCGAACGGCUACACCGUCUACGAGUGGCUGCUGACCACGAAGCCUGGACUGUUUGGACUGAUAGGCGGCUACGCGAAUCCAACUGGCAUCGCCCUCAUCACCAUACUCACUGUCAUGUUCAUUUGCUCCCAAGCGUUUGUUCGGCGCGGGGGCUGUUUCGAGAUCUUCUACUGGACACAUUUGUUGUAUGUACCUUUCUGGCUCCUACUGCUAGUGCACGGACCCAAUUUCUGGAGAUGGUUUAUUAUACCAGGCAUCAUCUACCUGCUGGAGCGUGUGUUGAGGUUCUCGCUGAUGAGGUCGGACAGAGGAAAGACGUACAUCAGCUCAGGCCUACUGCUGCCAUCCAAGGUCACCCAUCUUGUCAUCAAACGGCCGCCGCAGUUCGAUUACCAUCCCGGAGACUAUGUUUUCGUCAACAUUCCGAGCAUAGCCAAGUACGAGUGGCAUCCGUUCACCAUCAGUUCGGCACCUGAGCAGGAAGGCUAUAUGUGGCUCCAUAUUAGAGCUGUAGGUGAAUGGACUAAUAGGCUGUAUGGAUAUUUCGAGAAGGAGCAGGAAAAACUUCACAACAUAGAUCAAGAGCUGCCAGCAGUGGCUCCGAAAGCGGUUUCUUCUAAUGGCAAUUCAUCGGCCAAUGAUUCCAAAGGAGGAAUCAAAAGGCUCCAGGCGUCCAUUUCAAGGAAAUUCUCUGGACGUGAUAUUAUGGGAAAUCAAAGAGGAAGAAUGGUUGUUUUCAAGAAAGAAAUCACUGGUUAUAAUAACGAAGGCUACAUAAAGGAGGAUUUGCAUGGGUCUAAUGAUAGUGAUCUAUCACAAGUUUCCAGUGCAAGUACCGCUGAUGUGUCUAGUCUUCCCGGAGGCGUUCGAAAAGGUGCUCAAGCAAAGAAUCUGCACAAGCUUCUGCUCUCCAGCAAGACUCCUUUGGCCAAGUCACUCUCUAUGCCUGACAUGGAAAAUCGAGUUAAAAAGAAAGAGCGUCUCCUAGCAUUGCGAGAAUACAUGCGCUCAGAGUCAGAGAAGAGUUUUGAUGAGUGUCAAAUGCGUCGCGCUAGGCUGCAGUCGCUGGGAUUGGCUUACUUGAGUCCGCAGAAUAAGUCCUUGGCGCAAAGCUUUAGAUACAUGCGCAAUAAGCCGACCAUUAUUGCGUUCAAAACUCCUAGUUUAGAGAACUGUGACGCCAAAUUGUCUGCGCUAUCCAUUCUUAGCAGACAGGCAAGUGGUUUGUUAGGAACUUCUAGCUCCGAAAGAGAUGUCGAAGAAGGCCGAAAUCAAGGAAGCAGUUCGCACUCGAGCAAACCGUCACAAAUCAACUAUCCUGUUGGAAAACCAUUAGAAAUCUACCUUGAUGGGCCCUAUGGCGCUCCUUCCAGUCACAUAUUCAGAGCACAGCAUGCCGUACUGAUAGCCACAGGCAUUGGAGUGACUCCCUUCGCCUCCAUUCUGCAAUCCAUCAUGCAUCGCUACUGGAAGGCCCGACACACGUGUCCCAACUGCAAGCACACGUGGGCCAGUCAAAUACCUCCAUCAGUUAUGCAUUUGAGAAAGGUAGACUUUUUCUGGAUCAACAGAGAUCAGCGAUCUUUUGAGUGGUUUGUGAAUCUACUGUCUCAACUGGAAAUCGAGCAGGCAGAGCUGGGGGGUGCCAUGGAGCGCUUCCUCGAAAUGCACAUGUACAUCACGUCUGCGCUGCAGAAAACUGACAUGAAAGCCGUCGGACUGCAGCUCGCUCUAGACUUGCUACAUGAAAAGGAAAAACGGGACCUAAUAACAGGAUUGAAAACUCGAACAAAUGCGGGUCGACCCAAUUGGGACAAAGUGUUCAAGCAAUUGCGUGACCAGAAGAAAGGAAAAGUGACAGUAUUCUACUGCGGACCUCCCCAACUUGCCAGAAUCCUAAGGCUGAAGUGUGAUCACUACGGAUUCAGUUUUAGGAAAGAAGUAUUCUAGUUCACAUUGUUCUCAAUGGAGCAAGAACACGUAUCGUCUCGAGCUACCUGGAAAGAACUGAUUGUUACCAUACCUGUAAUCAGAUUAAAAAUAUGCCGUUAUUAAUUUAUUUGUGUAUUUUUAUAUUGUUGAGAAGAAUGUAGUGUUGUUGAUGGGUCGUCACUUUUAUCGGCCCACAAUGAGUCAAAUAAUGUUUUCUAAAGUACUCUUUUUUAAA
This is a messenger RNA of Nilaparvata lugens (brown planthopper), 4570 nucleotides long. It is a transcript of the gene Nox, whose product is annotated as NADPH oxidase 5. Gene Ontology annotation, biological process: defense response; superoxide anion generation. Bases 721 to 4353 code for a protein of 1210 amino acids. Gene Ontology annotation, molecular function: calcium ion binding; superoxide-generating NAD(P)H oxidase activity. The transcript has 22 exons. Gene Ontology annotation, cellular component: NADPH oxidase complex; plasma membrane. The record is from RefSeq and is a predicted model, not a curated record. NCBI's taxonomy places the organism in Eukaryota, Metazoa, Arthropoda, Insecta, Hemiptera, Delphacidae.